AUGACGGAUGUUCCAACCGGUGGCAGAAUCGUGCCCGUAGUCAAGGCCCAUCAGCAUUACUCCAUUAGUCCUGCCGAUGAGGCCGUGGCCGACCAACGCCCCCCAACACAACAGCUCCCAACCCAACCACCACAACCGCAACAAGAAGACGAUAGCGAUGGGCGUUCAAGUCAAAAGCUACCGCCCCAGUCGCAGGCGAAAUCCUCAAAAAGCACGCGCAGUAAGAAUGUGGAGACGGAAUGCCUGGAGCUUCCAUGUCUCAACAAACUCGGGCUCUAUGCUCUUCCUACAGAGGGCGAUGGCAAUUGCUUAUAUUACGCCCUCUCUGACCAACUAUAUGGAGAUUUCACUCAUGCCGACGAGAUCCGUGUCCGUCUCGCUGAUCACAUCGCCGCCAAUAAAGAUUACUUUAUGAAUUUUAUAGCCGCCGUUGGUGGAGAGCGCAGAGCGCCCAGGCGAGCGGCAGCGUCGGCGGCUCGAUAUUCUUACUGUUCCUCCUCCUCCGCCAGUCCCGCGCCUCCGUCUUCCAAGGAUAAAGAGCGGAGCUUUGAUUCCAAGGUGGCGGAGUCUCGGAAAAAGGGCGUUUGGGGAGGAGCAGAAGAGAUCCAGGCAUUUUGCCAGUCGUAUAAAAGGGAUGUCAAUGUCUACACCAUGUAUGGCAUUCAAAACUUCCGCGACGUUCAUGCUUCAGAUGACGAAGAGAGGGAAGCCGUGCAUAUUGCAUUUCAUGAUUUCCACCAUUAUUCCUCUGUACGGCAUACAGAAGGCCCCCACACAGGCUUGCCGUGUAUACCCCGAGCUGAGCAGACAGUCCACAAAGAAGCGUCGACUACUGGACCCACUGUCGUAGAUAUGGCUAGCCCAUGGAAAAUAUCGGCCAUCCAGGAGGGUCUUGGUGGCAAGUAUGACCGGGACACCAUCGUAGGAAUGCUUCAACAAUGUCGCGGUAACAUCGACAGGGCAUUCGAGAAUCUACUUGGCGAAGAUACUAGUGCACACCCGGCGGAGACUUCUGCUUCUAAAGCCAUCAUGAAAUCUCGCCUUCAACAACCGUCCUCACGGUCUUCGUCUCCCUUCAGCACCGGUAGCAAGCGCUCCGCAGAUGAGAGUGAACUUGAGGACAACCCUCAACCGGCUACGCGGGGUGACCGAGCCAGAGAUCAAAAAAGGCGUAUCCUUCCUGAUGUAACGGUUGGGAUUGCCUUCCGAGACGAUCAGAAUGACCUUGUUUCCUUGCGGUUACGAGUCAGCCCGGAUGCGGUCGCCGAAAAGGCAAUGACUGCAGAAACCCCUAGCCAGACAGAAAGUGACUCCUUCGAGUCAGGAUCGGGAUCCGACAGAACUGGAGACCUAGAGAAAGACAACAAGUCCAGGAUCAAGCAGAAACCAGCUUCUAGCGAGCCCGCCACCCAGAAGAACGAACCAAAGGAAGAACCGAAGCCACGGCGGAGCCAACGCCUCACUAAGAGUCGGAACGCUCCAAAACCUGUAUAG
Molecule: messenger RNA, 1494 nt
Organism: Aspergillus pseudotamarii
Lineage: Eukaryota; Fungi; Ascomycota; Eurotiomycetes; Eurotiales; Aspergillaceae
Product: OTU domain-containing protein
Exons: 3
Coding region: 1-1494 (497 amino acids)
Biological process (GO): protein deubiquitination
Molecular function (GO): cysteine-type deubiquitinase activity
Source: RefSeq, a predicted model, not a curated record